AUGAGCAUCAGUUAUGGUAUGUCGAAGGUGGAGAAAAUAAUGCUCAAGUUCAGGCCGAUCGCGCCAAAGCCUCUAGCUGCUGGAUCUGGUUCUAGUUCCUCUACGAUGGAGAACAGCGAUGGUUAUGGAGGAACUCGACGACGUAAGAGAAAGUAUGUUCGGGUUAACGGCAACAAAGCGAAGAAGGAUACAAGUACGGUUUCGAAGAAACGAAAGGCUUCAACGUCUUUGCCUUCAAUAGUUUCUGGUGGUGGAGACGCGGUGGUGACGUUGUCCUUGAUGUCGGAGACGCCGGAUUGGAAGGAGAAGUCACCGGCCAGGAGUUCAUCAACCAAAAAUCAAGAUAUGAUCAUAUCUCCGUCCCCCAUAGUAGUAAACCGUAACAAACUUGUACCGAUCUGUUUUGAUGGUCACGUGCGAGGAACGGAGAGGCACUUGGUUCCUGUCACCGAUCAUUCUGUUGCGAUGGCAUCACCUCUACCACUACGAUCGCAAGUUGUUUCCUUCGUGACGAUGGAAAGCGUGACGGAGGAGUGGCUGAACGGUGACGGAUUAGGAUUUACAGACGAAGCGAGGGUGAUGAGCAUGGAGACAGAUGCGUGCCCGUCAUUCAUCACGAACAGCCGUGACAUGGUGGUGUGGACGAAUAAGGCAUAUAGUGAGAUGACGGCCGGUGGUGUUGGAGACGAGACGGUGGUGGUGGUGAAGAAAUAUAAUCGGGUAGCGAUGCCGGUGUCUCUUCCGUCAUUUACGUGCAAGGUGAAGGUCACGUGGGGUACUGAAAAAACUUCGUCUUCUUCCAACGUCACGGCGCCGUGCGACGUGUGGCGGUUGCAGAACGGUGGUUAUGCAUGGCGGUUAGAUGUUAAAGCAACACUGUCUUUGCGCCGCUAA
Molecule: messenger RNA, 894 nt
Organism: Lactuca virosa
Lineage: Eukaryota; Viridiplantae; Streptophyta; Magnoliopsida; Asterales; Asteraceae
Source: the annotation of a GenBank genome assembly